Molecule: messenger RNA, 1785 nt
Organism: Debaryomyces hansenii CBS767
Lineage: Eukaryota; Fungi; Ascomycota; Pichiomycetes; Serinales; Debaryomycetaceae
Product: tRNA (uracil) methyltransferase
Exons: 1
Coding region: 1-1785 (594 amino acids)
Biological process (GO): tRNA methylation
Molecular function (GO): tRNA (uridine) methyltransferase activity
Source: RefSeq, a predicted model, not a curated record
AUGGUUAAACAUACAAAGUCAAAAAAUGAUUUUGAUGCUGAGUUGUUACUCUCUGAGACUUCAAAGAUAGGUGACCCAUGGGUACCUAUUUAUCAAACUGCAGUUGAUAUUGAAGCUCAUCACUUCGAAACUGCGAUGUCAAACUUGAUAAAACAACCUAACAUAAAUUCGACUGUAAUCAUGAGGGCAGAUAUAUUGAAAGAAAAUGUGUUUGACGUUGAAAAUGGAGAUUCUACCUUUGUCAGUAAAUUAAUAAAUAAGGUACCUGAAUUUCCAUCAGAAAAUCCCGAUGACGUUAUACUACAUAGAUACCUUGAUGAUAUCGACUUGAGAACAAUUUCAUUGAAUAAUAGUGAAUUAAAAUUGAACACUAAAUGUGAAGUAGUCAGGCGAAUCAUACCUAGAAACCCGUUCAAAGAUCACAUAAUAAACCAGACUUGCUUGGUUUUAUCUAGCUCAAAUGCCGAUCCCGAGAGUCAUACAGAAAAAGAAUCAGAUGAUUCUGUUCUAGUGGUAUACAUUCCCCAUAUACAAUCAAGUGACGAGAUUCCUUUUUAUUUACCUCCUGUCUAUGGCGUGGGGAUACUAUAUCAUAAAUCAACUUUAUCUAUUCAAUAUUUACCAUUCAAUUACCAGAAUUAUAAAACGUCGCCUGAGAUACAAUUGUCUUUAAGAAAUUUGGAUGUAACUGAAAGGCCAAUAAGAAUCGCUCUUAGAUUAUUACAAACAUCUAGUAAACAUUCCCUUGGGGCAAAAUCUGGGUAUGAAAAAAGGGUGAAUCAUGAUUUAGUUGUACCAAAAAUAGCAUUCCAAAAUAGAUAUAUAACUUUGAAGAAAAAGUAUUCCUCUAAUUUAGUGAAUCUGUGGUGUGAAAGUACUGAUCCUAAAAAGCAUGUCUUUGAAGACCUUGCGAUUGCUGCAUUUUUAAUUGAGCUUUGGACAGUAAAAUAUAAGUCUAGGGAAGAUUUCGAAUUUAGAGACUUAGGUUGUGGUAAUGGGUUAUUAGUAUACAUUUUGAACAUGGAAGGCUAUAGUGGUAAAGGAAUAGAUGCUCGUUCAAGAAAAUCCUGGAGUACCUAUCCAGAAAACGUUCAAAAUAACUUGUCGGAACAGAUUAUCAUUCCAAGCGUAUUAUUAAAACCACAUCCUGCAUUGUCGAGGUUAAUCCCUAAUGUCACCGAUAACUUUAGAUAUUUUCAAGCACCUCAGCUUCCUUCCAAGAACAAUUGCAGCUGCGAAGCCGAGAACGUCCCUGCUGACGACAAAUCUACAAGUCAUACUAAUUCGAGCUCCACAUUAACGACAUAUUCCUCUGCCAAUUUAUUAGAAUCAUCUCAAGUUUGUACAACAGAAGAAUUUCCACCAAAUACAUUUAUAAUCGGAAAUCAUUCAGAUGAAUUAACAUGCUGGAUACCGUUGUUGGGUUAUCCAUUCAUGGUAAUACCAUGUUGUUCACAUGCAUUAUCAGGCGCAAAGGUUAGAUAUUCACCACGGAAACAACAGAAAUCAAACCAACAACAAAAUGUAUCGACAUAUGGCGCCUUAGUAGACCAUACUGAGGACUUGGCGAAGCAGAUGGGUUGGAUAGUCGAAAAGGAAAUGCUCAGGAUCCCAAGUACAAGAAAUGCUGCGAUUAUUGCAACUAAAAGACAACCUCAUUGUAUCGACGAAAACGAUGAGGUAACUCAAACUAGAGUCCUUGAUAUUUUGGCUUUAGAAGGUGGGGCAGAAGGAUGGGUCGAGAACUCUAUAAACUUGAUGAAAAAGGCACCUAGAAAUCACUAG